Molecule: messenger RNA, 669 nt
Organism: Scedosporium apiospermum
Lineage: Eukaryota; Fungi; Ascomycota; Sordariomycetes; Microascales; Microascaceae
Exons: 2
Coding region: 1-669 (222 amino acids)
Source: RefSeq, a predicted model, not a curated record
AUGGGUCUGUACUCCUGGAACCACGUGGCGAUUGACCAUCCGCAUCCGGUCUCGGAGCCGCCAGAAAACUCAUUCAAUAAGUACGAAGGGUGGUAUAUCACGGCCGCCCGAGAUAUGCUAUCCCGAGAGUGCACCUUCGAGGAUGACUACCUCAAGAGCUUUGCCGGAUUUGUGAACUACUUCUCGAUAGCCAUGGGUGAAUUUAGAUUUGCCUUACCGCUAUCUAAAAACAUUGAUGACAUUCUCAGAGCUCAUUUCGAGGUUCCAAUCGGCUUUGAAAGCUCCUUUCAGAUGCCGGCGAUAUUCAAUCCAUCGCACAUGCAUGUCUUCUGGACCAGCUCCGCGUUUUUCUACGUCCAGAGGAAGCAACACCAUGCCACUACUAUCCGGCCGAUGUUCACCGUCAUUCACCCCAAUCCGCAGAUUGGUGUCAUCGGCAGAAUACUACUGGACCCUGACUGGAGGGCUAGGCAGCCUGACCUGCUGGAGUUUGUCGUACUGGGUAGCACGUCCACAUUGGCCGAUAUGCUCAUCGAGAAGGUCGGCGGAAUCGCAUAUCGCGUGCAGAUUCCUGACAGGAAGGAAGAUGACACAGGCUACUUUAUGAGGCUCACUCCGAAACAGUGGACGGAGGCCAGCCCACAGAAGAAGCUCCUGAUGUUAGCCUAG